ACAUUCCCAACCAGCACUGCAGGGGAGAGCACUGUGGUGAGAUUUACAACAAUAAGACAGUGUGUGUGUGAAGAGUCUUUAACAGUGUAUCACACACGCUCUCUCACUCAUUCUGAGCUCUGGGCUUUGAUACGGCUGCCUUCACUGUCGAUUUGGAACAAGAGGAGAAAGCUAAUCUCAGCGGCCGGUGUGGUCUGUUUUAUUUCCACCGCAGGGAGAAAAGAUUUCCAAGCAGCAGAAGAAGAAAAGAAGCGAAAGCAUGUCCAACGCUCUGGUGAGGAGAAACUCCAGCAAGCAGGGUUUACAGAACCUGAUGAGGCUGACGGCCCAGAGGAGCAUCGAGGAUGCCGAGGAGGUGGAGAGGGAGCGUCGUCGGAGAGCUCGCGAGUCUUUACGCCGGAGGAGCAGCGGCUCAGCGCCCGGAGAGUCAUCGCUGGACGGCGAGAUGCCGCCAGAGGAGAACACGUAUGGCAGCAGCCUGAAGCCAAAUGGUUCUCAGUCUCUGGAGGAGGACGAAGGCUUCAGCGACUGGACCCAACGCAGAGAGAGGCGAAGGCAGCAGCGCCUGCAGGAGCUCAGCCAGGGAGGAUACGAAGACGAGUACGAAGAGGAAGACAGGAUAAAAAAAGCUGCGCCCAUAAAGAGCACGAAGGCCUCCAUCACUUCUCUCCAACUCCAGAGGCAGGAGCAGGAAGACAGAGACAGGGUGGAGAUGGAGAGGAGGAAGGAGCGUGAAGAAGAAAUGAUUCGAGCUGAGAGAGCAAGGAGGGAGAAAGAGAGGGAGGAGGAACUAAGGAAGAAGGAUGAGCUGAUCUCGAGGAGGAGCGAGGAGAGUCGAAGGCCACAUCCAGAGGUGGAGAAAAGAAAAGAAGUCAAAAUCUCCUACACAUCCAAGGUUUUUCUUCACCAAGAGCCAAAACACAGCAACUCAAACGGCAACGCAGCCAAUGAGGAAGUGACAUCAUUUAUCACCAAAACAAAGAGAUCCACCAUGUGUGUAACAAGUUUUGUUUGCUAUCUUAUUAUGUGCCUUUCCACCCACCUGAUUAUAUCCGACUCCCAGGAGGAGAGAAGACGCAUGAAGGAAGAAAUCGAGAGGAGGAGGAUGGAGGCAGCAGAGAGGAUGAAGAACCUGAGUACGUCCAGUGUCGAUGAAGACGAGAUGUUCAGUCCCUUCAGCCCAAAAGUUUCCACGCAGAAGAUCACAGAGAGAACGGAGUCCCUGAACCGCUCACUGAAGAAAAGUAACAGCUUCAAGAAGACGCAGCCUCUCCUCCUGACAUCCAAGAUCGACGACAAGCUGGAGCAGUACGCCCACGCUGUGGAGAACUCUCAGGAGGCUCGGGCAGUGAAGGCAUCACUGAAUGACCUGCCUCAAUCACCUGAGGUUGUCGCUUCCAAGAAGAACCUGUUUGAGGCUGGAGAGGCCUGGAGCCAGAGUCCCAGCAAGGGAGCCACCUGCAAGGACACUGAGGGUCUGAAGGUGGGCGUGGCCAAUCUGAUCAAUCAGUGGGUGAAAGGCCCCUCAGACGGCAGCAGACAGCUGAGCAGCAGACCCGCUGAUCUGAGACCCGGAGAUGUGAUGCAGAAGAAGAACAUGUGGGAGGUCAUCGGAGACUCGUCGGGGAGGCCCGGACAAAACAUGAAGAGCUCAGCGGCUAAUAAAAAGUACAAAUUUGUCGUCACUGGACACGGCAAAUAUGAGAAGAUUCCUGUGGACGACGAGGACGAAGGGAAGUUCACCAAUGGAGAGUCGGAUUUGUGUCACAGUGAUUACUGAAAUGGCGUUGCUCUUCAAGUGGUCUCCAUCUUGAUCUCUCAACAAUGUGCUGACGAUACAGACAUCUAACACAAGUAACCAGAACCAGAAAAACGUUGUUAAUACCUACAGCGAAACUGCUAAAUAGAGGUUUCUCAAGAUUGUGGAGGUUGUACAAUUAUACAAGAAAGCAUCAGCUCAAGCCCAAAACCAUUUGAUCAUUUAAUGUUUAUAUUUAACCGAUUUUCUCUUUCUUUCCAUGUUUUCUUGCAUUGCAUUUCUAGUAUUGUGUAUAUAUCUGACUGUAAACUUUGCUAUUUGUUUUUCUUCUCCUCUGCAGUUUUUGGUAAAUCAUAAUUCAAGUCUAGUUGAUCACUGUAUGGUGAUGUUUUGUGAAAUAUUAAAUGUAUGGGGGAGGGGUCCUAUAGAAAUCCUCUACAUUUUAGAAAUUGCAUAGAAGUGUUGGUUCACCCUUUGACAUGUUACAUGUUCUGAACUUAAACCUUUGCUAAAGAACAAUCUUGAAAAGAAGCUGGACUUGGGAGAGAUUUGAAACACAGCUGACGUUUGCUAUCUUAAUAUCACAUUUACUGCCUCAGUAUACACUUCUUCACAAAACCACUAGAUGUCUACAUAAUCUGUUCCGCUGUUUAACUUUGAUUACAAUGCAGCAGCCUGUUCUGCUUGCAAGAAGAUAAAGGAGGGCAGUUAAAGUUGAUGUGUAUGGGACUGAUGCUGCAAUUUGGAAGGCUAAUAACAUCCAAACUAAAUGACAUUUUUCACCUUUAAUGUCCUGCAAUGUUUACCUGUAUGUGUUUUUAAGUCAUUUUCUUGAUUAAAUUAAAAUCUUUCUUUUUUUA
Neolamprologus brichardi is the source of this 2619-nucleotide messenger RNA. Lineage: Eukaryota; Metazoa; Chordata; Actinopteri; Cichliformes; Cichlidae. The record is from RefSeq and is a predicted model, not a curated record.